Xiphophorus maculatus (southern platyfish) is the source of this 2193-nucleotide messenger RNA. It is a transcript of the gene ebp, whose product is annotated as emopamil binding protein (sterol isomerase). The record is from RefSeq and is a predicted model, not a curated record. Gene Ontology annotation, molecular function: steroid Delta-isomerase activity; C-8 sterol isomerase activity; cholestenol delta-isomerase activity. Gene Ontology annotation, cellular component: endoplasmic reticulum; membrane. The transcript has 5 exons. Gene Ontology annotation, biological process: cholesterol biosynthetic process. Bases 134 to 823 code for a protein of 229 amino acids. Lineage: Eukaryota; Metazoa; Chordata; Actinopteri; Cyprinodontiformes; Poeciliidae.
UCCGGGUUUGAGUUCACGCGUCACACUUUCAUGUGAAGCAGUUGGGAAUCUGCUGGAUAUCAAUUUUGAUUUUGCCCAGACAUUCUUACAAAAACAGUGUGGCUGAUCCCUAACAUUGUUAGCGUCUCUGAUAAUGGAUGCCGCCUCAGCAAAAAAAACUCCUCAUCCAUUCUGGCCUCGGGACCUGGUGAUUCCCUCUUAUGUGGCUAAUGAUCGGUCCAUGUCAGAGAUUCUGGUGUUCCUCUUCUCUGUCUCUGGGGGUUUUCUACUUGUAACCUGGCUGAUCACUGGGGUCGCUGGCAGGCUGGGAACAUGGAGGCGUCUGGCCCUCAGCUGGUUUGCCGUUUGUGGAUUCAUCCAUAGCGUCAUCGAGGGAUGGUUUUGUCUUUAUUAUGACAUUUUACCAGGGGAUCAGAGCUUCCUGUCACAACUGUGGAAGGAGUACUCCAAAGGGGACAGUAGAUAUGUUAUAGCUGAUAACUUCACAGUUUGUAUGGAGACCGUGACCGCUGUCUUAUGGGGUCCGUUCAGUUUUUGGACCGUUUAUUCCUUUUUAACUACCAAGUCCUACAGAUUUGUUCUGCAGCUGAUCAUUUCACUCGGUCAGAUAUACGGAGCAGUGCUGUACUUCUUCACAGAGCACAGAGAUGGUUAUGUUCACAGCGAGUUCGGACAUCCAAUCUACUUCUGGUUCUACUUUAUCUUCAUGAAUUUUCUGUGGAUUGUCAUCCCUCUGGUGCUCAUUGUGGAUGCGUGGAGACAGCUAUCAGCAGCCCAGUCACUUUCAGACAGUUCAAAGACACAGAAGGUUAAAAGGAAGUAAUCUUUAAAGGGUCGUCAAAAUGGGACAUGCAGAAAAUACAUUUUAAAAGUUUAACAAAUGCAAACUGUCUGUAGUCCUUUGGUUCAUCUUGCAAUAUUGAUCUGAUCGUCCAAAAAGUGCCAGCAAACUAAGAGUUUUGUUCUGGCGUUUUUCUUACUAUGAUCAUUAAAAUAAAUGUUUUAUCCCAUUUGUUCAUAGUUUUUAGUUUGUGAAUAAACUGGAUGACAUCUUAAGCUUCACAUCAGGGAUGUUUUCAAAUUUCUUAGUUGAUUAAUUAAAAAAUCAAGCAUGUGCAAAAAUAAAUACAUGAAAUUUGCAGUCUCUUUACAAACCUUACUGUUUCAGUGUUCUCAAGUCUUCUUGACUGAUGUUUCUAUGAUCUAAUGAAGUUCAAUAUUUUGAAUAUCAACUUCCGGGACAAAAGUCUCACUGAUGUUUACCCAUUCUUGCUCAGUGCUUGAAAUUUGCAACAUUGUUUUUUUUUUUCUGCAGAAUGACAGUGGAGUUCUUGAAGCUUUUUUCUUUUUAGGAGAGAAAUGAUUUCUUCUUGACAACAGGCCAGCACCCCAAGGUCUGUCUCUGACAGUGCUGUUUACACUGUGCCCUUUAGGCACCCAGUCCCUUGGCUGAAUUCCUGGACACUUCCUGGAAUUUCUUUGGUACGCCGUGGUGAAACAUUUGUCUUUUAAAUAGAAAGUUGUGGUAGCAUGCAAAUGCUAUUUGUGGUGAGGUGUGAACUCUGUUUAAGAGCUUAUCUGGUGGAGUCAGUGUGUGAGACAACAUUUUGAUAUGACACCAUCAUUCGCUGAAUUGAGCAUAGCAUCACACUUAGAUGAUUUGUCACCUUACAUUUCUUAGAUUAAUGGGAAGCGUCUCAUAAGUUAGCAAUUAUCUUAAUUGACAAUAUUAAUACAUCCAUCACUAUCUGACUAAUAAUAACUGUGGUUAUAUUUAGUCUUUUGUUAAUCAGCUGAUAUGGAAGCUUGUGUUGAUUAAGUGAGUAUGAUCUGCUAUGAUAUAUGAUGGCACGGCUCUGCUGCUUGUGGAAUAUUCUGUGCGCACGAACAUCCCCGUCCGUACCAGGCUCGGUCUGUACCUGCAGCUGCAAAAUCUCGGAAUAACAACUCCUUAUUAGGAAGUAGGACUGAUAAAUUGAAAUAAAAAUCAUUUUAGUUGCUUGAGCACACCGUGCUGGAAUAUUCCAGAAGCAGUUUAUUGUGCAGCUUAGGUGUGUCUUAAAUCUGUAUAACUGUGGGUAAUCAGAAUGUAUACCAGAUCUGACUGAAUCGCCUUGCGGCAUCUUUGUAUGCAUUUUUGUUGUCAGAUCUCCAAAGGUGCCAUUGCAUUUUAUUAAAGUUUGGUUGAUUUCG